Meloidogyne enterolobii is the source of this 387-nucleotide messenger RNA. The record is from the annotation of a GenBank genome assembly. Lineage: Eukaryota; Metazoa; Nematoda; Chromadorea; Rhabditida; Meloidogynidae.
AUGAUGUCACCUCCAAGGCGUCCGGCGCAAGCGAUGAGUGACGAGUUCUGGCGAGAGAUUGGGACUCCACUUGAGAGUAUCUAUGCUCUUCGCGAGACAGCUUCAAAUCUGAUCACGACUAGUUUUUACAACAAGCUAAGAAUGAGUGCUUACAGCUUUUGCCGUACUUCUCCUCCAUACAGUGCUACUACCACAAGACCUAUUAGCACUUCUUUAUUUGGACAUGGCAGGAACAGCGACCACCCAGUUCCGGAUCUCUACUUGAAUUUGGACAAUUUUCUGACCAACUUCACGAGGCACAUUUUUGAGGUACAGCUCUUAUUCUACGUACAACCAUUUUUAAUUUGGUGUUUUUCCGUUAUGGAGCCGCACUUUAAAAAUGUUUAA